Messenger RNA from Salmo salar (Atlantic salmon), 3313 nucleotides. The record is from RefSeq and is a predicted model, not a curated record. Lineage: Eukaryota; Metazoa; Chordata; Actinopteri; Salmoniformes; Salmonidae.
CAAGUCCUGAAGAAGAUGACGAAGAAGAAGCAGCUGUUUAUCUUCAGUCAGCACCGUUCAUAUAUACCUCAGUAGUCAGCACAGGAUUUACGUGGUUUUCAGCUUGAAGUGGCAAUGAGUCAGUUUCCCUUCUGCGUAAUAGCCUAGAAACGCUAAAGAUUCGGUGUUGCACGUCUGGACCAAAGGCUCCGGUUGAUUUUCGUCGCUGUUCUGGUGCUUUACGGUGCAGAAGGAUAUGGUUUUCUCAUCGUCCCAGCAAGUGGUUGUCGCAUUUACGGCGGUGUUGUUUGCGUUUGUGGUGUUCCCUAGAAUGUUCGGCGUAGGAUCCGGAGCGAAGGAAACAAGAGGUUUUGAUGCUCGCUACAACAGAAAAGCGGGACCGGGACCAGGACCAGGUGCAGUGAGAGGGCAGCCGGUCAACAAGAACACGGCUGGCUCCAUGAACAAAGCUCAGACCCUGGAGAACAUGCAGCAGAUGAAGGUGAUGAUGGAGCAGGAGAUGAAGGGUGACAAAUACAAAACCAACAGCAACAAGGGCUACGUGUUCACGCUGAUGCCGCUCUACGCCAUCGGAGUCGGCCUCUUUGCAGCGUACAAAUUUCUGAAGAUCAAGUCUGCAGAUGACUCCCAAGCCCAAAAGAACAAGGAUGCCAAAGGUCCCAAGAAGUCGGAGGAGACAGAGAAUCAGCUUACAGAGCUGGAGCAGCGGCUAGCGCAAACAGAGAAGAUGCUCAACUCCAUUCUCACCCAACUGGACCCAUUGACAAGUUGUGUCAAGUCUGUGGCCCAGGAACAGAAGAACGAGAUCAUGUCCCAACUCCAGUCCAUCCGCCACCUGAUGAAGAAGAGAGGCAUGGACUGCCCACCCCUUAACAUUGAAGAGCCGCAGUGCGAGAGGAACCUGGAUGACCUCAUCGAGUCUCUGGCAGCCCACAGCGACACCUCGCCAGAGCUGGUCGCUCCUGCGGAAGACGAUCAAAGUGGUGUCGUGAAAGAGGAGGAGCCAGUCCACCACCAGCAGCACCACCCUGAAUCCAAGGAUGAGUACUCAGCGACCGAUGCUGAGGAGGAGGACAUGCCCUCCUUGGACGAUUCUUGUGAGACAAACAUUGAGGACAUAGGCCUUGCCCAGAGCAUUCCAGAAGAAAUGCCUACAACUGGGCUCAGACGACGUAACAGGCUGGAAUGAACAGGAAAAAAGGGGGUUGUUUUAAACUGUACAUGAAUAAAGCCAUACAUGUAUUUCCUCAUUCUUAAUGGCACUACUGCAGUCUGUUCAAUAAUGCUCUUGCUUUUGGCUCGCAGUUGAAUAAGAAAGGGCAGCUAUCAAUGUGAAAGGAUUUUGUCCAAGGUUGUGUGUGAUAAAGGUGAUUUUUCUGUGCCAUCCCUUAAAGCAUAGCAGAUCCCUGGCUAGGCCUAUGUGUAUGGUUAGGGCUUACUCCUGACAAAUGAAAUCCCCAGAAGCCUAACUCCAUAUAACCUUUGACUUAGGUCUGGAGCUUUUCCAUGUCAGGCCCCAAGUAUGAGGCCUGAGUUUUCCAUCCUUGAACCAAACUUUAGUUAGUAUGUAAGGCACCUGUAAAUGUGUUUUCAUCACGUGACUGCUGCUUAGAAACCCUGUACAUCUCAUUAUAUGCUACCAUCUUUUAGAAAGGGUCAUUACGGCCCUAAAUAUAAAGACUCCAAAGUGUGUGUUGUUAUGCAAUCUUGCAACUGCAAUCCGUACGUCAUAGAAUAGUCAAAAUAAUACAAAAUGUCAAACAUAGUUAACUAUAAAUGGCUACAUUUAGUUUUUUUCUACUACGUACUCGAGUCUACCAGAUACAAGUGCAAGCUUGUGAUGUUUGGCUUGUGGUAUGAUUUGCCUGUUUUCAGACAUCUUAUGCAUGUGUUUUUCUCUGCAACUGAUCUUUAAUGUCCUGGUGAAUACAACUGCAUGAGUUAUCUUACUAGAGGGAGAUGCAGGACAAUUAUGAAUGUAUUGAUGACGUAGUCUAAAUCAGGGCUCUCCAACCCUGUUCCCGGAGAGCUACUGUCCACUGGAUUUCUCUCCAACCCUGUUCCCGGAGAGCUACUGUCCAGCGGGUUUCUCUCCAACCCUGUUCCUGAAGAGUUACUGUCCACUGGGUUUCUCUCCAACCCUGUUCCUGGAGAGUUACUGUCCACUGGGUUUCUCUCCAACCCUGUUCCUGGAGAGCUACUGUUCACUGGGUUUCUCUCCAACCCUGUUCCUGGAGAGUUACUGUCCACUGGGUUUCUCUCCAACCCUGUUCCUGGAGAGCUACUGUCCACUGGGUUUCUCUCUAACCCUGUUCCUGAAGAGCUACUGUCCAGUGGGUUUCUCUCCAACCCUGUUCCUGAAGAGCUACUGUCCACUGGGUUUCUCUCCAACCCUGUUCCUGAAGAGAUACUGUCCGCUGGGUUUUUCUCCAACCCUGUUCCUGAAGAGCUACUGUCCAGUGGGUUUCUCUCCAACCCUGUUCCCGGAGAGCUACUGUCCACUGGGUUUCUCUCCAACCCUGUUCCCGAAGAGCUACUGUCCACUGGGUUUCUCUCCAACCCUAAUCUAGCACAUGUGAUCCUAAUAAUUAGCUGGUUGAUAAGUUAGUUUUAACGGGUUUGUGGGAAUCUACCGGAGGGUAGCUCUUCAGGAGCAGAGUUGGAGAGCCCAGGUCUGAAUUAAUUUGUGUUCUAUUUUGGCCUUUGUCCAGUUUUGUAGUUCAGAUUAAGCACUAUAUGUGUAUUUAGCCAACACAACCAUGCAAUGUGCUCUGUUUUAUAUUUGUUUCCUUUUAAGUAUUUUAUGUGAUCUAUUGUUGACUGUAGUUAACACAGAAGUUAGCCUCUGGUUAGCACCAACCCAUUGAAACUACAGGAUAGAACAGAAAUCAAAUAAUCUCAUUGGUUUCAUCUUAAAUUGCACCCUACCUAUUCCCUAUAUAGUAGGCCUCUGGUCAAAAGUAGUGCACUAUGUAGGGAAUAUGGUGACAUGAACUGUGUAGUAAUACUGUACCAGCAAUCAAAUAAUCAUGUCUGUGUAGAAAUGCUGUACCACAAGACUUUUCAAAACACUGACAAAUGUCUUGUCUUGUGAUAACUAUAGCUUUGGAGCAAAUAUUUAGCGAACACACAAUUCAUAUAUCUUGAAACUAUAGAAACACUGCGAUGUUUGUCUCCUGUUUGAGAGGUCAUUUGUCGACUAACUCUAUUUAUUUUGUAUAGCUGUGCUCUUGGGUAUGCAUAACUGAGGAACCUUGAAAGAUGGGAGAAAAUGUUCCACUCCUUACUAGAAAAUAAAGGUGCUAUGUGGCAA